Nerophis lumbriciformis (worm pipefish) is the source of this 1683-nucleotide messenger RNA. Lineage: Eukaryota; Metazoa; Chordata; Actinopteri; Syngnathiformes; Syngnathidae. The record is from RefSeq and is a predicted model, not a curated record.
AUGAUCAUGUUUCGCAAAUUCCGAGUGUUACUCCUCACGGUGUUUCUUGUGGCGUGCACGGUGCACAUUAUGAUUGACUUGCUGCCCAAACUGGAGAAAGGGACAUCGGGAGCGGACGGCGGCUGCCAGUGCGCCCACCACGCCGGCGUGGAUGCACCGGGAUGGGCCAAACUGCGCGUCAGGUCGGCGGCCGAAGCCGGCGCUUGGCCCAAUAAGCACACCCUGCGAAUCUUGCAGGAUUUCAGCAGCGAACCCAACUCUAACCACACGGCGUUGCAGUCUCGGGAGAAGAGCGCAGAGACGUCCCGAAGGGGGAGGAUCCCAGCCGGGGAGGCGGAAGAGCACAAGCCGCUUAUCGGCGAAGCGAGCGGGGGUCGAACGGUGGCUGGAGCCGGUGAACCCCGGUUAAGGGCUCUCUUUGAGCAUCCGUUGUAUAAGAUUGGACUGCCGGCUCUGACGGAAAGAGACACUUUGUUUAACGUCAACACGGAUAUCAGGUUUUAUCCUAAAACAACCGACCAACAAGGAUGGCCAACUGAGGACCGCAACGGGCAAGAUGAUGAGAACGCGCGAGCGGCAGCAGUGACUGCUGAGUCGUACCCCAACUGGCUGCGUUUCCACAUCGGGAUCAACCGAUACGAACUGUACGCCAGGCACAACCCGGUGCUGGAUGCCCUUCUUCAAGAUUUGGUGAUGCAGAAGAUCACCAGUGUUGCCAUGAAAUCGGGAGGAACGCAGCUCAAGUUGAUCAUGACCUUCCAGAACUACGGCCAAGCUUUGUUCAAACCCAUGAAGCAGACGCGCGAGCAGCAAACCCCUCCAGACUUCUUCUACUUUUCCGACUUUGAGAGGCACAACGCUGAGGUCGCUGCCUUCCACUUGGACCGGAUUCUGGACUUCCGGAGGGUUCCCCCAGUGGCAGGACGGCUGGUGAACAUGACGCGAGAGAUCCGAGACGUGACACGUGAUAAAAAGCUGUGGAGGACUUUUUUCAUCUCACCAGCCAACAACGUGUGCUUCUAUGGCGAAUGCUCCUACUACUGCUCCACCGAGCAUGCGCUUUGCGGCAAACCGGACCAGAUUGAAGGCUCCCUUGCCGCCUUUUUGCCUGACCUCAAUUUGGCCAAACGCAAGACGUGGAGAAACCCGUGGAGGCGCUCCUACCAUAAACGCAAGAAGGCUGAGUGGGAGGUAGAUCCAGAUUACUGUGACGAGGUAAAGCAGACGCCUCCGUAUGACCGUGGAACUCGACUCCUAGAUGUCAUGGACAUGACCAUCUUUGACUUCUUGAUGGGUAACAUGGAUCGCCAUCAUUACGAAACCUUUGAGAAAUUCGGAAACGACACCUUCAUUAUUCACCUUGACAACGGAAGAGGGUUUGGAAAACACUCCCAUGAUGAGUUGUCAAUUUUAGUUCCUCUCAGUCAGUGCUGCAGGGUGAAAAAGUCCACCUUCCUCCGUCUCCAACUACUAACUAAGGAAGACUACCGUCUGAGCGCGCUAAUGGAGGAAUCCCUCCUCCGAGACCGUCUGUCCCCCAUCCUCAUCCGACCUCACCUGCAAGCCAUGGACCGCCGUCUCGGACUAGUUCUGCGGACGCUGGCUGACUGCGUGGCAAAGGAAGGCUACGCCAACGUAGUGGACGAAGACUUGGAUGGCGAGUCGCGCCCUGCUCACAGGUAG